Caenorhabditis briggsae is the source of this 1587-nucleotide messenger RNA. The transcript has 5 exons. The record is from RefSeq and is a predicted model, not a curated record. Gene Ontology annotation, biological process: protein ubiquitination; ubiquitin-dependent protein catabolic process. Lineage: Eukaryota; Metazoa; Nematoda; Chromadorea; Rhabditida; Rhabditidae. Gene Ontology annotation, molecular function: ubiquitin protein ligase binding. Bases 1 to 1587 code for a protein of 528 amino acids. Gene Ontology annotation, cellular component: Cul3-RING ubiquitin ligase complex.
AUGACAGAUACUAAUAAAAUGCUGUUGUCGAAAAUUCAAGCGCUUCAAACUGGACUCCAUGAAGUGAAAAAUAUUGUUAUCGAGAAUCUGACGUCGCAAAAAAGCCAACAAUAUUUGACAGAAGAGCUCGUCGAGAAUCAAAAAGAGCGCGAAAUUCAAAAGAAGCUAUUCGGAAACUAUGUAGCUGUGCAUGAGAGAACUCUUCUGGAACUGGAAGAUUCUAGAAAAAUUCAAAAAGAGCAAGAGGAGAAAAUCAAUAUUCUAACAGAAGAGAAUGAGAAAUUUGUCGAAAUUCGUGGGAAAUUUAAUGAAGAAAAUGAAAAAAUUCGCGAAGAAUUGGGAGAAAUGAAGCGAAAAUUGGAGGAUUUUGAAGAAAAUCUGACUUCACAAAAAAGCCAAGAACAGGAAAAUCGAGAAAUUUUGAUCGCGAAGUUGACGGAAGAGUUUGCUGAGUGUGAAAAAGAGCGCGAAAUUCAAAAGAAACAAUUUGAAGAUUAUGUAGAUGUGCAUGAGGGAACUCUUCUAGAACUGGAGGAUUCUAGAAAAAUACAAAAAGAGCAAAACGAAAAAAUCAAUAUCCUGACAGAAGAAAAUGAGAAAUUCAGUGAUAUUCGUCAAAAAUUGAAUGAAGAAAAUGAGAAACUUCGCGAAGAAUUGCAAGAAUUAAAGCUGAAAUUGGAGAGUAUUGAAGAAAACAAAACAUUCCAAAUUUUCGACAAUGAUCGUGAAUUGGCCAACAGCUUCAGGGACUGGCUUGAAGGGCCAAAAGGGCAGAAACUCCCUUUUGAUAUAUCGUUAAGAGUGCUGACUGCAGGUGUCUGGCCGAUGGUUCAGUGUACGCCGGUUAUGUUCACUGCAUUCUACACUGAAAAGCACACUGGACGAAAACUGACCAUCAACACGCUUCUCGGAAAUGCUGAUGUCAAAGCGACAUUCUAUCCAUCACCAAUAGCUUCGGAAUCCAACGAGGAGGACGGUUCGGGACCAUCGAAAGCCGGAGAAGAGCCCAAGGAGCGAAAGCCGGAGAACAAGAUACUACAGGUCACCACGCAUCAGAUGAUCAUCCUUCUUCAGUUCAAUCAUCACAAAGUGAUCUCGUGUCAACAGCUUUUGGACGAUUUGAAAAUACCCGAGAAGGAGUUAAAGAGAUGCUUGUAUUCACUAGCGCUUAGUAAAUUGUCGCAGCGCAUUCUGACUCGUAAAGGACCGAAAGGACGAGAUAUGAUUGACAUGUCGGAUAAGUUCAUGGUCAACGACAACUUCCAAUCGAAGCUGACACAUGUCAAAGUGCAGUUGGUGUCUAGAAACGUGGAAUCGGAGCCGGAAAUUAAGGAGACACGUCAGAAGGUAGAUGAUCAUCCUUCUUCAGAUGACAGAAAGCUGGAGGUCGAGGCGGCAAUCGUUAGAAUUAUGAAGGCCAGAAAGCGAUUGAAUCAUAAUAAUCUGGUCACAGAGGUCACCCAACAACUCCGACACCGUUUCAUGCCCUUCCAAACGAUUAUCAAGCAGAGAAUCGAGAUUUUGAUCGAAAGAGAGUUUUUGCAACGAGACGAACAUGAUCGCCGCUCCUAUUCUUACAUAGCUUAA